Parasteatoda tepidariorum (common house spider) is the source of this 5358-nucleotide messenger RNA. Its product is annotated as cell adhesion molecule Dscam1. Gene Ontology annotation, cellular component: axon; plasma membrane. The record is from RefSeq and is a predicted model, not a curated record. NCBI's taxonomy places the organism in Eukaryota, Metazoa, Arthropoda, Arachnida, Araneae, Theridiidae. Gene Ontology annotation, biological process: dendrite self-avoidance; homophilic cell-cell adhesion; axon guidance. Gene Ontology annotation, molecular function: cell-cell adhesion mediator activity.
UCAACCUUUGGCGCUCCUGUUGUUCCUCCCAAUGAUGCUUUCAGCUACAACAGCGCUCACUCUCUCACAUGUUUCCCGUCCUUCUCACCGGCAUUUAGGAUUCUUGCUUCAUCCUGGAAAGACGGUCUGUUUCCAGGAUCCGGGAAAUUUCAGGAGUGGUGUGCCUCGUUAUAGUUUCCAAACUUCGGAACUUUUGGAGAAACUUGCUUUCCUCUUUAUUGAUCUCAACUACUUUUUUUUUAUUCUCUAAAUAUAUUGGGCGGUUGGUUCUCUACCGUGAGAUGUAAUUACUGAAAGAGAAAAGAAUGUUUUCUUAACUUCGAUUUCAUUUGGAAGAAUGGGUGAAAGUAAAUUUUUAAUCACGUAGAAACAGGAGUAAAAGUAACAGAAAAGUAAUUUAUCAGCUUCGUUUAUCAUUAGAGGGAAAGAAAACAUUAGUGAUAAAAUGGAAAUAAAUCAUUAUUUAGGCAGUAUAAAGGAGAAAGUAAUUUAUCUUCUAUGUAUAGAUACCGAUACUAUCUGUGAUUAUUAAACGUUCGUCGCGUAAUACAUGAAAUACAAGUGCUUAAGCACUGAACUGACAAACGGUAUUGAUAAUAUUCAUUGUGAAUAAAACAUCAUAAUUCAAAAUUUUUGGUAUGCAUUAAUCAAACCAAAGGAUACUAUUCAACUUUAUAAAUUGAUACUAACGUCUAAACGGAUAUGAUUUUUAUUCAUGCAACAAGACUUUUUUCACAGCUGACAUUAAAUGUGUUAAUUACAUUAUUCAUCAUCUUAAUCAGCGUAACUCCAAAAGGAGAGUGCGAAACUAAUCGAAAAGAUAUAAGAGGUCCAUUCUUCAGGAAUGAACCACCGGCAAGAGUAGAAUUCUCAAAUAGCAGUGGAACAGAGAUAAGAUGUAGUGCCGAUGGCUUACCAACUCCCAAGAUAUCUUGGCAAGCCAGAGACGGUAGUUUGGUAAAGGACAUAUCAGGUUUAAGACAUUUACGUUCGGAUGGAACUUUAGUCUUUCCGCCAUUUUCAAGGUCCGACUAUAGACAAGAUGUGCAUGAUGCAGUGUAUCAAUGCUCAGCAUCGAACACAGUCGGAAGUGUCAUUAGCCGAGAAGUGCACGCUAGGGGAGUUAUGAAACAACGUUUCAACCCUCAAGUGUAUGAUGAUUUUGUAGUUCGGGGAAACACUGCUGUUCUGAGGUGCCAUUUGCCUUCGUUCGUGAGGGAAUAUGUCGUCGUCGAUUCUUGGAUUAGAAAUGAUGACCACAUUCUUAAAAUAACUGAAAAUAAAGCGAGGUCUUACACCGUUCUCAGAUCUGGCGAGCUUUUGAUCCAUGACACACAAGAAAAAGACUCGAAUUGGAGUUACCGCUGUCAGACGAGGCACAAGUUAACCGGUGAGAUGGUUACCAGUGUCAGUUCCGGUAAAAUAACAGUCACCGAGCCCCAUGCAUCAACUUUACCAAGGGUUACAUUUCAUCAGGCCCAAAUACGUUCGGAAGAAGGUGCUACAGCCCAACUUCCUUGUGUAGCACAAGGAAAUCCACCCCCAACUUACAGGUGGAUGAAGGAUGUGAAUGGAGUGUUGAGGCCAGUGAAAGAAGAUGGUCGCAUCUGGGUCAGUCAAGGGACACUAAACAUUAAAAAAGUGACCAGUUCAGAUGGUGGAAAAUACCAAUGCAUAGUUCGGAACAGUAUCGGCGAGAGGAGAAUCGAAAGUGCCCUCGUUGUUACAGCACCACUGAUGGUUCAUCUAUCUCCUUCCCACCAAGUGCUAAAUAUUGGCCAGGAAGCGACUUUUAAUUGCAAUGUGACUGGCUAUCCAAUACACACUGUGACGUGGAAAAAAGACCAGAGACCACUACCAGCCUCUACACGUGUGAGACUUCUUUCCCGCGAAGUUCUUCACAUUUUAUCAGUGAGAAGAGAAGACCGUGGAAUGUAUCAAUGUUUUGCCUUCAAUGAUGCAGACAGCGCACAAGGAGCAGCAGAGCUUAAAAUUUCAGAUGUUGCUCCGAUACUGGUUUCGGUAUUUCCUGAGCACACAGUGAAUUCCGGUGACUCUAUAUCUCUCAAGUGCAUAUCUACUGGCAAUCCCGUACCACGAGUGACCUGGUACUUAGACGAUGCAGCUAUAGGACAUGGUCCACGAGUUACAGCUGGAGAUAACGUCAGUGAUGAAGGGCACGUGAUCAGCUUUCUCAAUGUUACCGAAAUACGUGUGGAGGAUAGCGGUGAAUAUAAAUGUCACGUGAGCAAUGACGUAGGAAGUGCCUACCACUCCAAUCGUCUCAACGUGUAUGGUCCACCAUUUGUCAGACGAAUGGCCAACGUCACAGCGAUCUCUGGUGAGGAUCUGGUCAUGAGAUGUCCAUAUGGAGGUCAUCCAAUUAAAGGAAUACGUUGGUUAAAAAGUGACAAUCCUCUUCCUUUAAAUCAUCGUCAGAAAAUAAAUCACGGCGGAAGUUUGACAAUACAAAGUGUGGAACGCUUGGCAGAUGAAGGACAAUACAGCUGCAUUGUAAGGAAUAAUGAAGGAGAGACUUCGACGUCUUCGACUCAUGUCUCAGUCGUCGUUUCACCUGUCAUUGAAUCUCACUUUUUCCCGGAGAGCGUAACGGUGGAUGAAGGUUCCAGAACAAAACUUAUGUGCGUAGUAACCAAAGGAGAUCCACCCUUGAGAUUCCAAUGGCUCAAAAACGGUCUUCCCUUCCUGGCACAUGGUGACACUACAGCUCAGACAUUCGACGAUUCGUCGAUUGUCACCUUUAAGAAAGUGUCAUCCAGUGACAGAGGGCAUUACACUUGCGUUGUAUCCAACGUAGCGUCCUCGACAAACUUAACGAUGCAGCUAGUUGUCAACGUGCCACCACAAUGGACAGUUGAGCCAAGAAACCUUUCCGUUGUACUUGGCAACACUGUUUGGAUGGAUUGCGCAGCUGUUGGGUUCCCAGCUCCAAAUAUCCUUUGGAAAAAGAUGAUUUAUACAGAGAGCACUGCUGGUGAUUUCACAUACGUUCAUUCCAGCCCACGAGCUCAUCGGUUCAAUAAUGGGACAUUGGUUUUGUCUGAAGUAGAAGAAAGUGACUCAGGUUCUUAUCUCUGUCAAGCAAGCAAUGGAAUUGGAGCUGGCUUAAGUAAAAUUAUUACAAUCAAAGUAUUAGUUCCUCCAAGAUUUAAAGAUCCGUAUCAGACAAAAACAGUAACAGAAGAUUCAAACGCUACUUUGUCAUGCAGCGCAAUUGGAGAUCCUCCGAUAAUCAUUAAAUGGUUCAAAAAUAAAGCAAUAUUAGAAUCAACAGAACUAACCAGAUAUGCUAUAAAAGAAGCUACAGCCAAACUUCAGACACUUUCUGAGCUGCGUAUCUUGAAGGCGUCCCGUGACGACAGUGGAAUAUACACAUGCAACGCACUUAGUGAUAUUGGAGCUGACGAAUCUGUCAUCAAACUGAUUGUCCAAGGUGUGCCAGAUGCUCCAUCAAAUGUUUCUGUGACGAAUGUAACAAGUCGUUCAAUCAGUCUUCAAUGGGAAGUUUUGGAUAAUGGAAACAGUCAUAUCACUGGAAGUAUUGUACAAUAUCAAACCUUUUCUGAUAAGGAAUGGAAUGGUCAGACUUCUCAGCUGAUAGUUUCAAGUGCAGAAACAAGUGCAACCAUACGUGGUUUAACUCCAGUUGCGCUGUACUACAUAAGAGUGAUUGCUGAAAAUUCUUUGGGAAAGAGCAAGCCUAGUGAUAUUUUGGAGAUUACAACUGACGAAGAGGCUCCUGCGGGAGCCCCUAUGGAAGUUCAUGUUCAUUCCACUGGUGCUCAAUCAAUGAAGGUUAUCUGGAAACCGCCCCCCGAGGAGCUAAGAUACGGUGAAUUAAAAGGAUAUUAUGUUGGUUAUAGAGCCUCUUCAACAGAUGAAGUCUACACGUUUAAGCAGGUUGAGCAUUCCAGCAAUGGACAGCAAUCAACAUAUAUAACAGGAUUGCAGCCCUUCACUGAAUACGACAUUGUCAUCAAAGCAUACAACUCUGCUGGUGCCGGACCUGAUUCAAUGCAAAUAAUGGGAAAAACGUUAGAAACAGCUCCUCCUACUUCGCCCAUAGUUCAGGUAAUAUCUACUACAUUCUCAUCGAUCGAGUUUAAAUGGGAGAAAGAUGCCAAGGAUAAAUCUGCCAUAACAGAAUAUAUGCUUCAUUAUAAAACUGAUGAUGGCCAUUGGGAGCAGUUACGACUGAGCAAUAUCCAAGACCAUUACUCAUUGGGCGGUCUAAGAUGCGGUACUCGAUAUCAUCUUUAUAUGACAGCUUCCAAUAGUCUUGGUUCUGGAGAGCCUAGUGUUGAAGUAACAACCAGGACACUAGGAGCAGCACCAAUGUCACCUCAUGGCUCACAUUUCCUGUCGCCAAACACAACUUUCGUUGUAUUGAAUCUUGGAGCUUGGCAAAGUGGUGGCUGCCCCAUCAAGCAUUUCGAAAUUCAGUACCGGCCAAAAUAUAUCAGCCAGUGGUCAAAAGUUGUAGAAAAAUUGGAAAUGCCGAGAGAUGUUUAUUUUUUAAGAAAUCUUUCACCAGACAGAGAAUAUGAAGUUAUGUUAACAGCUCACAGUGACGCUGGCCUAACACAAGCAGAAUAUUCAUUUCGUACAGCCUCCCUCAACCCUCUAGCUCCUACAUCAUCUCCUGCAUUUGGAAAGAGAGAAACAGAUGUACCAUUUUAUAAAAAUGUGACCUUGGUGGUGCCCAUAGUUGUUUCCUCUCUGGUACUAGUGAUCAUUAUUUUUAUCAUAGUUGUGUGCUUAAGAAAACAUUCAGAUGAAAGAGAUGGGAGAUUAGAAUAUGAAAAUAGAAAAGAUACUUUGAUGAUGAAAGAUCUAAAUAAGCAGAUAAAUACAAAAUCUACAAAGCCAUCUCAUUAUUCUUGCCCAACUGCGAACAAGGGGGAUUAUGCUGAGCCGUACACGUGUAUAGAAUCUGUUUCUACAAGACAGCAAUCUUCUGAUGGUUUAUUUGCAACAAUUAAACGUGGUCCUUCAAGGCCUAUUUAUAUGUCUAAUUCAUAUAAGCAAGGUGCCAGCCAGAACUCUAGCUCAAGUUUCUCCAAUCGUACAGAGGGAGUCACUCAAAAGCUACCAAACCCUGAAAGUGUGGGCGGGAAUACAGACGUGGAAAAAUGGAGCAAUCAAACAAACAUCAGUCAACACAAACCUAUGCGAUGACAUUCCUCUGAGAAAUCAUCAUCAUUUUUUUUAAAUGAAUCAUCAAAACUGUUAUUAUAUUGAGUGAGAAUGUUUGGAAAAAUCCCUGCCAAAACCGAAUUUUUACUCUAGUCAAUCAAAAUAUUUAAAAUUGUUGUUAUAAAUAAAUGUCUUUUGAUA